This is a messenger RNA of Trichechus manatus latirostris (Florida manatee), 4160 nucleotides long. RefSeq names its product phospholipase A2 group IVA (gene PLA2G4A). Gene Ontology annotation, biological process: glycerophospholipid catabolic process. Bases 1062 to 3311 code for a protein of 749 amino acids. The record is from RefSeq and is a predicted model, not a curated record. Gene Ontology annotation, molecular function: calcium-dependent phospholipid binding; calcium ion binding. The transcript is spliced from 18 exons. NCBI's taxonomy places the organism in Eukaryota, Metazoa, Chordata, Mammalia, Sirenia, Trichechidae. Gene Ontology annotation, cellular component: nucleus; endoplasmic reticulum; Golgi apparatus.
UGAUAAGGUGUUUCUUUCAGCUGCCUCCCCGAAAACUUUCAAAACGGCUUUGAGGUGGCGCUUAUUAGUGUUCCACGUGAUGGUCACCCAAUGGUUACUGAUCCCCAAACUUAGGCAGUGCGCUGUUUGACAGCGCUAAGCAUGUUUAGCGACAGACUAUAUUGUCUCACUUACGUUUCAUUUAAAAACAAGUAGGCUUUUUGGUUACUUAUGCAAAGCAUUGCUAAGUAUUUAAUAUGUUGUAGUGUUGCGCGAAAAGAUAAUACCAAUUAAUUGUAAAACGACUGGUAUUCUGAUUCGCCUUCUCCUAAGUUAUUUGACAUGCCAGAACAGAGCUCAAAAGUAGCUGUUUGAAAAGAUUUGAUUAAAUAAUAAAGUUAAACCUUUGUGAACAGUGAACACUAUUUUAGUAAUUUUGUCUCAGAAAAAGCAGAAGUGGUUUGAGUUUUGAAAUAAUGAUAGCUUAAGGUAUCUAAAUCCUCCUACAACUUUAAGCUAUUUCAGUCUUAAAAUAAUUAUUUUCACCUCAAAAACUAGAACAUGAAAUGCUGCUCAAACUGGCUGAUGACGUAAGCGUUUAUUCAGCUAGGGCAGACGGAGAGUAUUAAAACAUACCUUUGGAUGUGUGUCAUGUCUAAAGUUACGAUAUUUGCAAAUGCAAAUCUUUAGGUUCUAGGGGGACUUGUGCUUUGUUCUGGUUCUGUUUGUUGCAUGUAUUUGGAAAGAGACAUUUGCAAGGAAUUCUAGUGAAAUAAACCCUGCUGGGAGUUUCAAAAUUACAUCUCAGAAGUCCUUAAAACUGACCAAUCAAAUCUGAUGUCAGGAUUAAAACCUGGCAUUUGCUCUUUCACUGAGUAGAGGAAGAGUCUAAUUUUAAGUUAAGCAAUCGUUGUGAAAUCCCUAGAGAAGUGUUUAAUGUGCUCAAAGCAUCUUCACAAACUUCCUGUAGGGGAAACCCUUUUUAUGGGAGAAGAUACUGCUUCUUAUUAACGUUUUAAAGAAGCUAGAGUACCAGAGAAGACUUUUGAAGUGUGAAAAGAUUUCCUGUAAUUGAAACCAAAAUGUCAUUUAUAGAUCCGUAUCAGCACAUUAUAGUGGAGCACCAGUAUUCCCACAAGUUCACAGUAGUGGUGUUACGUGCCACCAAAGUGACAAAGGGGGCCUUCGGUGACAUGCUUGACACUCCAGAUCCAUAUGUGGAACUUUUCAUCUCUACCACUCCUGACAGCAGGAAAAGAACAAGACACUUCAAUAAUGACAUAAAUCCCGUGUGGAAUGAGACCUUUGAAUUUAUUUUGGAUCCUAAUCAGGACAAUGUUUUGGAGAUCACAUUAAUGGAUGCCAAUUAUGUUAUGGAUGAAACUCUAGGGACAGCAACAUUUCCUAUAUCUUCUAUGAAAGUUGGAGAGAAGAAGGAAGUACCCUUUAUUUUCAACCAAGUCACUGAAAUGAUUCUGGAAAUGUCCCUUGAAGUUUGCUCAUCCCCAGACCUUCGAUUUAGCAUGGCUCUGUGUGAUCAGGAAAAAACUUUCAGACAACAGAGAAAAGAAAGAAUAAAGGAGAACAUGAAGAAACUCUUGGGUCCAGAGAAUAGUGAAGGCUUGUAUCACACCCGUGAUGUGCCCGUGGUGGCCAUAUUGGGCUCAGGUGGGGGCUUCCGAGCCAUGGUGGGAUUCUCUGGUGUGAUGAAGGCGCUGUAUGAAUCAGGGAUUUUGGAUUGUGCCACCUACAUUGCUGGUCUUUCUGGCUCCACGUGGUACAUGUCAACCUUAUAUUCUGAUCCUGAUUUUCCAGAGAAAGGACCAGAGGAGAUUAAUGAAGAGUUAAUGAAAAAUGUUAGCCACAACCCCCUUUUACUUCUCACACCACAGAAAAUUAAAAGAUAUGUUGAGUCUUUAUGGAAGAAGAAAAGCUCUGGGCAACCUGUCACCUUUACUGAUAUCUUUGGGAUGUUAAUAGGAGAAACACUAAUUCACAGUAGAAUGAACGCUACUUUAAGUAGUUUGAAGGAAAAAAUCGAUACUGCACAAUGCCCUUUACCCCUUUUCACCUGUCUCCAUGUCAAACCCGAUGUUUCGGAGUUGAUGUUUGCAGAUUGGGUUGAAUUUAGUCCAUACGAGAUUGGCAUGGCUAAAUAUGGUACUUUUAUGGCUCCUGACUUAUUCGGAAGCAAAUUUUUUAUGGGAACAGUUGUGAAGAAAUAUGAAGAAAACCCCUUGCACUUCUUAAUGGGUGUCUGGGGAAGUGCUUUUUCUAUAUUGUUCAACAGAGUCUUGGGUGUUUCUGCUUCACAAAAUAAAGGUUCCACAAUGGAGGAAGAAUUAGAAAAUAUUACGGCAAAACAUAUUGUGAGUAAUGAUAGCUCAGAUAGUGAUGAUGAAUCACAAGAGCCCAAAGGCACUGAAAAUGAAGAUGCUGAAAGGGAAUAUCAAAAUGAUAAUCAAGCAAGUUGGGUUCAUCGUAUGUUAAUGGCCUUGGUGAGUGAUUCAGCUUUAUUCAAUACCCGAGAAGGACGUGCUGGGAAGGUGCACAACUUCAUGUUGGGCUUGAAUCUCAAUACAUCCUAUCCACUGUCUCCUUUGAGAGACUUUACCACACAGGAAUCCUUGGAUGAAGAUGAAUUGGAUGCUGCCGUAGCAGAUCCUGAUGAAUUUGAACGAAUAUAUGAGCCCCUGGAUGUCAAAAGUAAAAAGAUCCAUGUAGUAGACAGUGGGCUCACGUUUAACCUGCCCUAUCCCUUGAUCCUGAGACCACAGAGGGGGGUCGAUCUCAUCAUUUCCUUUGACUUUUCUGCAAGGCCAAGUGACUCCAGUCCUCCCUUCAAGGAACUUCUACUUGCAGAAAAGUGGGCUAAAAUGAACAACCUCCCUUUUCCAAAGAUUGAUCCUUAUGUGUUUGAUCGGGAAGGACUGAAGGAGUGUUAUGUCUUUAAACCCAAGAACCCUGAUGUGGAGAAAGAUUGCCCAACUAUCAUCCACUUUGUUCUUGCCAACAUCAACUUCAGAAAGUACAAGACUCCAGGUGUUCCAAGAGAAACUAAGGAAGAGAAAGAAAUAGCUGACUUUGACAUUUUUGAUGACCCAGAAUCACCAUUUUCAACCUUCAAUUUUCAAUAUCCAAAUCAAGCAUUCAAAAGGUUGCAUGAUCUAAUGCACUUCAAUACCCUGAACAAUAUUGACGUGAUAAAGAACGCCAUAUUUGAAAGCAUUGAAUAUAGAAGACAGAAUCCAUCUCGUUGCUCUGUUUCACUCAGUAAUGUUGAGGCAAGACGAUUCUUCAACAAAGAGUUUCUAAGCAAAACCACGGCAUAGUUUGUACUGGAGAAGGCAGCAAUUUCUGAUGUGGAGGCAGUUUGAAAUUCCUUGACAACUGGAUUUGAAGCACAGUACAGACGAUAGUACUGAUCCUGAGAGACUAGCUGAUACUCAAAGUUGCAAAUGCAAAUGCCCUGACGUGGAACACUGAGCAUGUUCCAGGAACAGGGAAGGGGCCAAUGUGCCCGGGACAGAGUGGCGGGAGUGUAUAAAAAGUUAAUUUUCACUUAUGAGUAACAGUACAUUUGUUCAAAACUUGUCAGUACUGUGUAUACUUAAUUUGUCUUUCCAUAUACCCCUGUGAAUUAACAAGACCAGAGAUGUUAAGAGACUUGCCCGAAGUUGCUAGAGUUAAUGUCUGAACUGGCAUCCUGAAGUUCUUACUCUUGAUCGUGUGGUCCUUGUAUCACAAUCUGUGGUGUCUCCUAAAGAUUAUUAAAUUUGGGACUAACAGGGCCUUGCUUUCCCUUUGUUUUCAGUUAAUUAACUACAAUGACACAGCCUCAUUGUCUAAUUCAACUUUGCUAAUUUGUUCAUUUAUAAAUUUGCUAAGAAUUUUGAUUUACCAAAAAAAGAAAAGGGAAACACACACAUAUACAUUUUGAUGAGAAAUCUGUACAUUCAUUUUUUUCAAGCUUUCUCUGUCCCAGAGAAUAACUGAUAAGUAAGAAGACCUCAGGGUUUUUCCAAAACCAUCAACAUGCCCCAAUAAUUUCAUCUUGGCUCUUUGCCCUUCUGGACACAGCGCAUCUUUCUGAUUUGCUCAUUGUUCGUGCCAUCAUAGGUAUCUUCUUUACCUCUUCAGGUACAGUCUGACCGAUUUCAUGUUACUUUUUUGUAAGUAAU